Anguilla anguilla (European eel) is the source of this 6414-nucleotide messenger RNA. It is a transcript of the gene clic4, whose product is annotated as chloride intracellular channel 4. The transcript is spliced from 6 exons. Lineage: Eukaryota; Metazoa; Chordata; Actinopteri; Anguilliformes; Anguillidae. Bases 2683 to 3441 code for a protein of 252 amino acids. The record is from RefSeq and is a predicted model, not a curated record.
CCUCGCUGCUUUUGUCUUCGAAGGUCGUUUGUAAUUUUCUGCGGCAGUCAAAUCUGUUGAAUUUCCCCACAACACGACUGGUUAGGCCGUUAAGAAUUAAGACACGUCACAAGGGCACUGGCUUUUGUUUUAAAUGUAUUCCUUCGAGCCAAGUGUCAGGCGCGAGAUGCAAUUCCGGCUUUGGGACCGGAAUAAUAUAGGAAAUAUUGAUGUUGAAAUAUUAUUCUGAAGUGAUUUUAAGGUGUCGACCUCUUUCCCGAGUACAUGCAGGUCGUACCCCAUCGCAGGAGUAGCCAAUGAGCUGCGCAGAGAGCGAGCGUGGCGUUCAGGUGAAGUCCGGACACCUCCGCGUCCAGAGUUGGCUACAGAGACAACGCCCUCAUUCCAAACUGAUACCUACAGUCCUUUAAUACUUAAUCGACAAAUGUUUUCUUUUUCGAUAUACAUAUACAAAGCACGUGCACAUGUACUGACCUGCGCCUAGUCCCAGCCGCCGAUGUGAAAUUGGGGCUGGGGAGGAAUUGUGUCUUUUCACCUGAGGAAGUUUUUCCAAUAGCCCAUAGGCGUACAUUCCGCUUCUGUUGUCGAAGUGGACAGUUUGCCCUUGUUAAAUUGGACGUCGGACGCCUGUGUGUACGACGUUCUGAGACGGAGCCAGUGUGUUUACAGUGAUAAAAUAAAACCACAACAUCUCAUUCAGCCCGCCUGAGCACACGCUUUGUUUAAACACCUGCUUGGGGCGGCGCGGACUCACUGUGGCCGGUUGCCUAGGUAGCCUGCAGCGCGCGUGGCAGUAGGAUAGCGGAAAAAAUGAUUGGGGAGGAGUUCAGCUGGCGGCGCCUUGUGGUAGCCUGCAUCCUCGUCCCUUGUCUUUUUAUACAUGUGUGCUGCAGUGCUAAGAUAAGGUUAAAUGUGAUGAUCUGGUGACUCCAUAGAAAGACAGGAAACGGCAUUAAUCAGCGCCUCGCGCACACAAUGGAGUGAGACAAAGUGCCGACGACAAGCGCAAGCAGUUCUGCUUAUUUAUUUAUUCUAGAUUAUACAUCUCCACGCCUAGAACAGAAACAUCUUCCAGUUGUGGAGGGAAUUAGUCACUUUGGUCGGCUAUUCAGAUGGGCUAUAUAACAAUAAGUGUAUAUAGGCCAAUUGCGAUCUGUGCUUAAUGUAUCUCACAACCUUUUGUGUCCUAAUAGCUUGAGUAGCCUAACUCAAUAAAGAUGCUUGGUUCUAGCAGUGAAACGCCAUACAGCACUGGGGCGAGACUUUUGUUUAAACUAUGUAACACUCGCGUUCAUCUGUCAACCGUGUAUGGCAACUGUGGCAGAUUCUUUCCUGGGGAAAACAGUAGGCUAUCUAACACGCGACUUGUAACCCAGGUUCAGCAUUUAUAACGCUCCGUUAUUUAACGAUUUCCUUUUCAUAUCCGGCGAACAAUGCCAUGGUGGAUAGCUGCCAGAGUGGCUCAACCCAAUUUUUUUAUUGUUCCAGUUCACAAGUCGUUAUCACCCUUUCACUCCUCGGCAACUUAAGCUUCCCAUUUACAGAUACAGUCUAUGCUACCAAAUAUUCUAUAAUAUCUACUGAAAUUAUUGAAAAUGACUGCAAUAAAACACAGAGACACCCACAGUCCAAUUUCAUGAAUAGCUCGCUGACCAGGCAAAUGCAUUUCUCAUUUUUGCGUUUUAUAUACUGUAGCUAUAAAUUUAGGAGCAUUUAUCAGCCUUUGGCAUUCCCUAACGAAUAGGGUUUUCUUUAAAAAAAAUAUUGUUUAAACUUCACAAUAGCGAUUGCAUGGGAUAGGGUGUGUUCCAAAUAAAUGUAAUGUUUCGUAGAUGUAAGGUUAAUAAAGCACAAUGAAGCUUACCCCUUACUAUGUCGAGCGCAAUAUCAUUUAUUGCAGAAAUGUUACACUUUAAGUGGCAUCAUUACACCUAGGGUAGCAUGAAUAACAAUUCCGCCUGCUGCUCCAUGUGCAUUUAUGAAACAAGAUGCGGUCGCAAGUACGGAAUCCUCAGAACCUCGUGCAGUGACGUGGCAAAUGGGCAGUAGUUACAUUGGGACCAUGCAGAAAUCUUAAGCGCAACUUUAUCGCCUGAGAUUAUCACGUUACGGUAAACUAGUUUACACCUUGCAAGUCGCUUGCUCGGUUUUGCCUUGGGACAGUUUUUUUCGUUUUUAUUUCCUAGCUACCGACCACAGUUGCACCGGGCAUCUCUUCCUCCGCUAAGGCUUUACAAACCCUGCCCACUUUUCGCCUGGUUUGCGGAUGACAUCACAGCUUUAAAUAUUCCCCGUUGCCGUUUCCCCUCCUGUCCGCAUCAUCUGUCCCCGAGUCGUGGAGAGGCGACGAAAAGUCCGGAGAGCGAAAGGUUUCCAACAAUGGUUUUGUAGCUAUAGCCAACGAGCUUCUCGAAAACCGGUGAAAAACAGCUUUUGUGAAAGGUCUUUGGUUAGCAGCGCGGCCCGUAUUGUCGCGCGUGCUCGAACCUUCUCCAUUAAAAGCGCAGCGUACUGCUAGAAUCACUGCGAGGUUCCAGCUGGUCAUCCUAACAGCUUGGGGGAAAAAGGCGGUUACUCGAAAACCCUGUCUGGAAAGAAGUGACGGGAGUGCAACAGAGGAAAUUACGGACGAUUCGAAAAAGAGGUUUAUUGCCUUGGAGAAGUGUAUAAACUAAGUUCGCAAUGUCUCUUUCGGUCCCACAGAACGGAGUAAAGGGGGACAACGAGCCAGUUAUCGAGCUCUUUGUGAAGGCGGGGAGCGAUGGCGAGAGCAUCGGGAACUGCCCCUUCUCCCAGCGCCUCUUCAUGAUCCUGUGGCUGAAGGGCGUGGUCUUCAACGUCACCACCGUCGACCUGAAGAGGAAGCCGGCUGAUCUGCAGAACCUGGCCCCCGGCACACACCCCCCCUUCAUCACCUACAACGGGGAGGUCAAGACCGACGUCAACAAGAUCGAGGAGUUCCUGGAGGACGUUCUCAGCCCACCAAAGUACACUAAGCUGGGGGCUCGGCACCCUGAGUCCAACACCGCGGGGAUGGACAUCUUCGCCAAGUUCUCCGCCUUCAUCAAGAACUCCAAACCAGACGCCAACGAGGCCCUGGAGAGAGGGCUGCUGAAGACUCUGCAGAAGCUGGAUGAGUACCUGCGCUCCCCGCUGCCCGACGAGAUCGACCACAACAGCAUCGAGGACGUCCCGGUCUCCACCCGCAAGUUCCUGGACGGAGACGAGAUGACGCUCGCCGACUGCAACCUGCUCCCCAAGCUGCACAUCGUCAAGGUGGUGGCGAAGAAGUACCGCGGCUUCGACAUCCCCAAGGACAUGGCGGGCAUCUGGAAGUACCUGGGCGAGGCCUACACCCGCGAGGAGUUCACCAACACCUGCCCCAGCGACAAGGAGAUCGAGAUCGCCUACGCCGACGUGGCCAAGAGGCUAGUCAAGUAGUCCCCCAGCCUCUGGCCACGCCCCCCCCCUCCAGCCCCGCCCCCCUCAUCAAGCCCCCGCCCCUUCCCCCCACCCCCCCGCCCUACUCAGUUAGCACUGGGACAUGAGAUACAAACGACGCGUGUAUCAGACAACAUAAUCUCUCUCUCUCUCUCUUUCUCCUCUUUUAGAAGCAUCAUAAAGAGAUAACCAUUGCAUGAUUGCUUUUGUUUUCCUCGAGAUUUUAUGCUGUUAGUGGAAAUCCAUUUUACCCCUUCCCCCUUUUUUUCUUCAGUUUUUUUUUUUUUUGGCUUUUAUUUUGGAGUGGGACAGGACAAGCAAUAAGAAGCUGCCAAAGGUGUUAUUGCAUAUCAUGGUCUACCCACAAUGCACUGUGCCUUUUGUUGUGGAAUUUACCCCCUGCUACAGCCAGCUCAGUUCAGCGCCCUUUGCCCAUCUACAGAGGGCUGAGGCUGCAAUUUGGGGGUACCCCCACCCCACUUUUUGUGAUGAAAAAGCUCAUGUAGAUCCUCAAAGAAAGCGCUUGACAAGUUUAGAGAGGUGCAUUCAGGAAAAUUUUGCUUUUUUUUUUUUUUUUUUUGCCUUAAUCAAGGACAAUUACUUUUUUUUUUUUAAAGUGCGCUUCCCUUCUUCCUCCUCAUCCUCAGUGUUUUGGAAUAAGUGAUGGCAGGUAUGCUGUUGCCGUAGAUACACUGAGACCUGGAGUGGGGAAGGAGGGAUAACUGGGCAGGAAGAGAAGAAGAAAGAUGAGUGGGCGCAGACCCCUCUCCUCCUCGAGCCUGGGAUCGGCAGGACCCCUGUCCUCGAAGCUCUGAUACCUGCUCUGCGGUAACCCAUUGGAACACUGUAGCGAAAACGCAAAUGAAGUUUAUAGAUGAAGUCUGGCAGUGGCACUCUCGUCCAUCGACAGCUAUAAAAGCUUUGCUAUAUUAAUGAUAUAGAUGAUGUAGCUGGAAAGGAAAGUGUUAAUGUUUUCACUGAAGUAAAAAAAAUAAAUAAAUAAAAACCUCAAACCAAGGGGGUUUAGCUUUAGAAUUGUGGGAUAUAAUAUUGUAGUGAGGUGGGAGGGGUUGUAAUAAGCUUCAGACUUCCAUCUCAAAGGUAUAGUGACACAUUUAAUUUGGUUCUGACAACCAAAAGAUGUCUAUUUUACCACCUGCUUGGUGUUGCACCUCUCCUCACCCAUCUCUCUCUCUCUCUCUCUCUCUCUCACUCUCUCUGUCUCUCUCAUUCUCUCUCACCCUCCCUCCCUCUCUCUGUCAUAUGGAUUUCAUAUAUGAAGGGAACUACCAUGCUCACAUCGCACUAGACUGCAGUAGUUUAUAUUUCUUCACAUAAGAGCGGAGGGGUGGCAUAGAAAAGGCUUCCAUUUCCCCGGCCUUGAGUGAGUUGUGUAUUUUUUUUUUUUUUUUUUUUUAAACUGUGGAUGGAGUGACUCCUGCUGUGGAACAGAGGAAAUUUAAGCCACGUGCCUGAGCGUCUCCCCCGAGCGCAUUGAUUGGCUUACCGGUAACACUAGCGCGCGGGCGGAAUUACCCUAAAGAUGGCUACCGGGAGGAGGGGAGUAACCAGAGAAUGUUAGUGCCUUGAGUACAGCCACUGGCCUUGGUUUCUCCGCUAUCUUCGUCGGAACAACCCUCAGAUUAGCCGAAUGUACUCGACGACAGUUCUCGAUAACAUUAAAAAAUGAUGCUUUGUUUAAUUUAUUUUAUUUUCAUUCUUUUUUUAGGUUGAUUUCCACCCACCCCCUCACUGUUUCCUUACCCCAGACGUUUAUGUUUUAAUUAAAUGUUAUAAAAAGAAGGAAUAGAAGAAAAAAAGGAAUUGUAAAUAUUUUGUUUUGAGUGUUCAUAAAAAAAAGUUUGACAAUUUUUAUACAUUCAUUUGAUUUGAAGGAGGGGAACUAAGACCUUUUUACACGCUUCUGGGGUUUUGUAUUAGAUUAAAAAAACGUCUGUUCAGGACGUGUUCGACGUGUUCCAUGUUUCGUUUAUUUUACUUGCAGUACAGUUUUCAUUUGCCAUUCCAUUACAGUUUACGUAAAUUUCAAACAAAAGACACAAGCGAUGAUUGUGGCCUAUUUUUGUUCGUUUGGUUUACUAUUUUGACAGUAUUGAAAGAAACCUCUAAUUGGCAUCUGAUAACUCACUGACUCCUGAAACGACAAAUUCCAAACUGCCGGACACCUUUCCGACUUCGAUGUGUCCCACCCCAUCCCUCAAGUCAAAUGAAAGCAUGUGACAGACAGGUGCUUGGUAUAGGUAGGUUUAUGCUGCCUUUUGGGUGUUCGCAAAACCUUUAAGCAAAUUUUCUCUUCGGGCAAACUUUAGCACAUACAACUUCCCCACAUAAUGGAACGGGUUUACUCAGCCGCUUCGGGGAAGAUGCUGGUGGUCGAGACCGAGGGAGCGGUUUGAAACCCGAUCAAGAUCCCCGUACAAUGUGUUAUAGUGUUGCAGCAUAUCAAAAUAUUUAAAAAGAAAAACCGCGCUCACAUUUCUGUAACAUCCUAAACUUGUGGGGGGGGUUUUUUUGCGCAAGCUUGGGAAAAGUGUCUCCCCUUGUGUGCCGUCACGUCUCCGCCACGCGAGUGCCUUUCAAAGUAACGGAACGAGGGAGUCUCACUCGGCUGGUCGAAGUGAAAAUCACCACUUAAAAGGAAUUAUAAAAAACAAAAAAACGGAUGAUGAGAGCGUUUUUAGAAACCAACACUGCAAGCAUCAUACUCUGUGGAAUUUAUAAUUAUUUAGAUAUCAGUUUCUUGUUUUGUGUCAUACUAACUUUCAAAUAUACGCAUUUACACCUGUUUUUACUGAUAUCCUGCCGUUUAUUUACUGCGCGUGCUUCAUAUGCUUUUGUGCCAGUGUAAAAGUGUGGUGUUAUGCAGUGUACAUCUGCUGUGAUCAGCACUUUUUUUCUGGUAUAUCCAUAAACCGCUGGCAGCUAACAAUAAAAAUAUAUAUUUUCACUAUC